UUGUUGCUUCGUUAAAAGAUAUAUAAGAAAACGCUGGCCUCAGUUUAUGCACCUUCAGUUACGUACGCAUAUUAAAUAGUUUUUAGUAGCAAAAAGCAAGUGAAAAGAAUAAGGUUACUUGUGAACAACAAAAGUAUAAUCACUCGUGAUAUAAUAAAGUGAUUGGUGACAUAAACCACAAUUUUAACAGUGAAUGAAAUAAUAAGAUACAUACAUACACGUGAAUUAAAAUGCAAGGAUUUCGCAACUACGCUAUGGAUUCAAUGCAGCACCGCGAGCAACCGAUAUCCGUGGAUUUACUCAAUGCACACCAAUACAAUUCCAAAUCAUCGCCGCCGCUUUCACCGCUAAGUGACUGCAACAGCCCACCAUCAGAGCAUAAUCAACAGCAGGCACCAUUGGACCCAUCUGUCCGACGAUACCGAACCGCUUUUACUAGAGAUCAGCUUGCUCGGCUUGAAAAAGAAUUCUACAAAGAAAAUUACGUCUCUCGGCCACGACGAUGUGAACUGGCCGCUCAGUUGAACCUUCCGGAGUCCACAAUUAAGGUCUGGUUCCAAAACCGUCGCAUGAAGGAUAAACGUCAACGUAUUGCCGUCGCGUGGCCAUAUGCAGCGGUUUAUUCUGAUCCCGCGUUUGCUGCUUCCAUUCUACAAGCUGCAGCUAAUUCCGUCGGCAUGCCGUACGGAUACCCGCCCGCUCCAAUGCUACCCCAGAUACCAGUUAUGCCACCACAGAUGCCGUCGGCUGCCGCAAAUCAUUUCUCCUACGGCUACCGUUACGCCCCAUAUCCAAUUCCGCAAAGGAACGCAUCUCUUCAAACCCCGCCGUAUCCAACUGCCGCCGCUGCUAUGCUCAGCACUAUGCCUCAGGGAUACACACCACUGUCCAUCCCGAAACCGCACACUCCCCCACAUGACCUCCAGAGUCCGUCAUCCCCACAUUCAGCACUAUCGCUCAGCCCUGCAUCUGACAAAUCGAAACUAGAUUUCUCUUCAUCCACCUCCAAUAGCACGGCCAGUCCACUGAAGUCACUCAACGGAUCUGCGCACGGUUUACUCAUGACUGCUCCGUUGACGCCCAGCCAAACCAUUCUGACACCCUCACCGGAAAAGCCAAAACUAUUCAAACCGUACAAAUCAGAAUUGUAAUCAAGGCUGUUUGCUCUUACGGCUCUUUGUUCCCUUAGUUAUAUCAAAUGAUUCGAUAUUAUUCGACAUGCGCAGUACCUUGUUAAAUUUUCCCGUUAAUGGCGGAGAUUGUGCCAUUUAUAUUUAUUAGAAAUUCCACGUUGGGCAGGCACGUUUGGUUUUUCAAUUUAUGCAGAAAAGAUGUAUUUCGAAACCUUAUCACAAACGUGACACUGUAGCAGAACUGAACAUGUUUAUUGCAACGACGAAUGUGUUUGCAUCAAAUGCAUUCAAGUGAUCGAAAAUGUUUAGAUAAUUUAUAAUCAAAUCGAACGACGAUUUUAGUCAAAUGUUUGUAUUAUUUAAGACCUUAAUAAAUAACGACAAU
Messenger RNA from Topomyia yanbarensis, 1518 nucleotides. RefSeq names its product segmentation protein even-skipped (gene eve). Gene Ontology annotation, biological process: regulation of transcription by RNA polymerase II. Bases 231 to 1151 code for a protein of 306 amino acids. Gene Ontology annotation, cellular component: nucleus. The transcript has 3 exons. The record is from RefSeq and is a predicted model, not a curated record. Gene Ontology annotation, molecular function: DNA-binding transcription factor activity, RNA polymerase II-specific; RNA polymerase II cis-regulatory region sequence-specific DNA binding. NCBI's taxonomy places the organism in Eukaryota, Metazoa, Arthropoda, Insecta, Diptera, Culicidae.